AUGCGCGUCAAAUUCCUUGCAACCUGGGGCUUGCUUUUCAGCUCGGCUGUUGGCUCGCCUCAGCCUCAGCCGGAGCCCAAGCCCGUACCUAUGCCUGUGCCUGGCAACUCGGUAUCGCAGAGCUCGGAGGAUUAUUUGAAUCCUGCGCAUAAGAUUGCCAUUGCUGGUCUCGUUACUGGCACGUUUCUAACUGUAGCGACUCGACUGUACGACGACUAUCUGAGUCGCUAUGCAAACCGGGCUGCAACCAAUGAAAAAGGCGUGCAGGCACAGCUCAUAGCUUUUCAAAACUACAUAGGGGAGCUGGGCAAGGCAAGGGACCCAAGAGUCGACGAGAUGGCCAAGGAGUUGAACUCCAGGCUUUGGGACAUUCAAAAUCGCUACGGGUAUAAGCUUAGAAAUGCGGGGAGAACGCAGGUCGCUGGUAUUUAUGCGGAGCAAGGCGAGGAUCUCCACCAUCUGAUCCAAGACCUCCGGCAUUGUCUCAGUGAGGCGCAAGAUUGGGAUAAUAAUCACCCCCACGGGACAGAAAGCAGCGGCCAACAGACUUCAUAUUAUGGAUACAGCACGAGACACCAAUCGUUCGUCAAAAGGGCCAUCAACGACGCGAGGCAGAGCGGCAUCUCUUCGGGUUCAGACUACAAGAAGAGGGAUACUGGCAGCAAGACCGGCGGCAUCCUCAGGCUGCGCAACCUUGCCCACAGAGCCCAGCUGCUUCACAUUUUCGACAUUUGA
Pyricularia grisea is the source of this 735-nucleotide messenger RNA. RefSeq lists its product as uncharacterized. The record is from RefSeq and is a predicted model, not a curated record. The coding region runs from base 1 to 735 and encodes 244 amino acids. Lineage: Eukaryota; Fungi; Ascomycota; Sordariomycetes; Magnaporthales; Pyriculariaceae. The transcript has 2 exons.